GCUCAGCGGGGGCAUGCCUUGGCCAUGCCUACCUUCCCUAUGACACUCUUCUUGACACUGCUACAGCUUGCGGUACUUAUUUGUGUGAGUUCUGGGGCAUACUAUGGACACAAGCAACACCCUCAGCCAUACCAGCCGAUGCAACACCUCCAACACAUGGGCAAAGAAGGCUUUCCCCAACAACAGUACCUUGGCAAAGAGGUGCCCUAUAUGCAGUACCCCCACUACAGGAAGGAGCUACCCCAGAUGCCCAUGCACAAGGGCAAAGACAACGCUCGUAAAGGGGGCGGCUAUAAUGGUGGCCAAGACAAAGGUCAGACAAUCCCUAGUGGUGCUGAGGGAAUUCCCCAAGGAGAGCAUGGCCCAGCUGGACCACCUGGACUAGAGGGACCUGCAGGACCUCCUGGACCUCCAGGGAUUGUACAGCCCGGACCUGAGGGACGACCAGGACCUCCAGGUCCUUCAGGAGGGCCUGGACUGGGAAAACCAGGUUUGCCAGGACUGCCAGGCAAGCCAGGAGGAAAUGGCGAACCUGGACCACAAGGAGAAAUGGGCACUAGGGGUGAAGAAGGGCCAGCUGGACAGCCAGGGCGUCAGGGUCCCCCAGGACCACCUGGACUACCAGGAAUAGGUAAACCAGGAGUACAGGGAUUACCAGGCCAACUAGGGCCCAAAGGAGAGCCAGGUCACAAAGGUCUGCCAGGACUACCAGGAUUACCGGGACCCAAAGGAGACAAAGGGAUGGGCCAGCCAGGACAACCUGGUCACAAAGGUCUCUCUGGGCCCCCAGGACCUGCUGGCCCAAUAGGGCUGCCUGGUUUUGGAAAACCUGGUUUGAAUGGGGCACCAGGGCCACACGGACCACCAGGAGAGAAAGGACAUCCUGGGGAGCUAGGACCAGCUGGGCCACCUGGUGAAGGAGGACAGCCUGGACCACCAGGUCUACCUGGUCAUGGAAAACCAGGUCAAAAUGGCCUGCCAGGACAGCCAGGCAUGCCAGGCGGAAAAGGUCAUCCAGGACCACCAGGUUUGCCAGGAAAGCCAGGACUUCCUGGAUUUGGUAAACCAGGUAUGCCAGGACCAAAAGGUGACAAAGGUAUGGGGGGACUACCUGGACUUCCAGGGCCAAAAGGAGAUAAGGGCUAUGGAGGACUACCUGGUAUACUUGGACCUCCUGGACCAAAUGGUCUACCAGGUCCUCAAGGCCCUAUGGGAACCCCAGGAGGUUUAGGUGCACCUGGUCCUAAAGGAGACUGUGGAGAAGGAGGACCUAAAGGGCUUAAUGGAGCCCAGGGUAACCCUGGUGCCUCUGGUAUACCUGGUAAGGAUGGUCUGCCUGGAGAUCUAGGAGAGCCAGGACCAAGAGGUCCACCAGGACCGAGUGGUGCCAAAGGAGACGGUGGGCAUAAAGGUCUACCUGGUUCCUCUGGUUCUCCAGGACUUCCUGGACCGAAAGGACAAGGUGGAUUACCUGGUGAAGUGGGACCUCAAGGUCCUAAAGGAAUCCCUGGAAUGGAUGGCACAGCAGGACCAAUCGGGCCUUCUGGUCUUCCCGGGAUAAAAGGAGAUAGUGGCCUACCUGGCCCACCAGGCAUUGCCGGUGAGGGGAAUUUAGGUCUUCCUGGUCCUAUAGGACCCCGAGGGAAAGAGGGCUCAUCGGGACCCCCUGGACAACCAGGUAAACCUGGUCUUCCUGGACCACCAGGCCCAGCUGGAGCAUCUGGUCUGUCUCCUGAGAUGGCUGGAGUGCUCUCUCAGAUGGGCCCUGCACUAGAUGGUGUUAAGGCUGGUGGCUAUGGUAAGAAGGGCAAGUAUGAAGGCAAUGGGGCUGAAGUAAUGGGUGCCAGUGGGUUGGAAAUGCCAGCAUUCACAGCUCUAGUAACAACUCCCUUUCCACCUGUGAACACUCCAGUCGUCUUUGACAAGCUCUUGUACAAUGGUCGUCAAAACUACAACCCCGAGACAGGAAUCUUCACUUGUGACAUGCCUGGCAUUUAUUACUUUGCCUACCACGUUCAUUGCAAAGGAGCUAAUGUGUGGGUGGCUUUGAUGAGGAACAAUGAGCCAGUGAUGUAUACAUAUGAUGAAUACCAAAAGGGUUUCCUGGAUCAAGCAUCAGGGAGUGCAGUACUACCUCUACAACCUGGGGACACUGUGUAUAUUCAGCUGCCCUCAGAUCAGGCUGCAGGACUUUAUGCUGGACAGUAUGUGCACUCCUCAUUUUCCGGAUAUUUGUUAUAUCCAAUGUAAAUCCACAAACUACAGGGAGAGAGAGGCUUCAGUGAGAACAAAGUGGGAGCAUAUUUUUGUACAAUAUAAACAUUAUCAUAAACCACCUAAGACUUAGCAGUCUUUUUAAUGUAAAUUCAAUAACAUUUUGAUCUUGUAAGCAGAGGUGAGAGGAAAAAUCGGAAGUAUGAUGGUCUGUAUGUACAUGAGGCUUUUAUACUUUAUAGCCUUAUAGCCAAGUAAUUGGGAGAGUGAACACGUUUUCUUUUACAGCUUUGAAGAUAUAAAAGAAUAUAUAAAAAGGCAUUCAAAGAACACCUAAAAGAUGACAGCAGAUGUAUUUUCAUAUGAAGUCAAAAAGCCAAAAGGCGAUCAGAGCGCAAUUUGUACAAAUUUUGUUCCUGUACCUCUUCAAAACUGGCAGCUACCCCAUGUGGUGAAGAAUGUGAAACACAAUAGAAAACAUGACAGCAUAUUCCUUUUGGUUGGAAAUUUAUAUUUUUGCAUGCAUACCUCUUAUAAAUACAAUUGUGUCUCUACUGAGAAUGGCAUACAUGUUAAAUGACCUCUUGAGAAUGAGGGUUUGCAUUACAGCAGUUUGUUUUACAUGUUUUAGAGGUAAUCACAUUUCUGGUCAUGUAACCUGCAAAUGACUGAAGUUUGGGAAAAGGUUAAUUGUUUACAAACUAAUUCAGAUUUUCAAUGGAUCAAUCUCUCAAUGUACCACAUGGAUUAUCAAAAAAAAAGGAUCACAUUUGCAAAAUGCAGUGUGGGAGAAACCCUAAAUGAAGGCCUUACGUAUACUGGGGUCAGGGUGGUGAACUAUUAUAUGGCUAUUAAUGUGCUCUCUUGUAGGAGCACAAACAAAUAGAGAGUGAAAAUUAAAUAAUCACACACAUGAUAUAAAAUAUGUUGCUGACUGACAAUUGCUCCCAUGAGUGAGAUUCAAAGAAUAAGAAUGUAAUAUUAAUUUUGUUUGCGUACAGGUUUAUGGGUGUUAAGAAACAGCUUUUUUGCAAAAGUGCAAAAGUCCAUAUACCAUACUGCCCUGAACUACGAAAACCACUCCAUAUUAAACAUGACACCACAAUACAGAAAGAGCCACGCUAUACAGAAUCUCUGUGUCACAAAUUGUACAGGUAUACAUGACACAUGGUAAAUAUCAUGAAGCAAAGACUCUGCCUGUGAACAUGUACAGUUGUAACCACAAUGUUAUACUCAACACAGAUCAAGCAGUGUUUCAGUCAAACAAAUCUCUCUGAGGAUUUGAUCUAAUGACUCUUCAUUUAGCUUAAUUUCAAAGCAAAAUCAUUAAAAAAAUUAAUUAAAAUUAAAUGUAUUCUUCCUUACUUUUUAAUUUAAAAUUCAACCGAUUAUACUCUGUAACUGUUUUGUAAGAUGAAUCCAUUGUUUAGUUGUAAAUGCAUUAUAAUUAUUCAUAAAAUGGUAUCUUGUUUGGAAAACAAACUAUGGAUUGUUCUUUUGAAAUCAAACACUUUAACAGUGGGACAUGGUUGUUAUCUAGUCCAAAAUACAUUUGUAUUACAAUUGACUAAAGCAAGUAUUGAAUGUCGCAGCAAUUCAUAACAAUGGUUAUGCCAAUAAUUUAUUAUUUUAUCUGCUGAUCACUUGCAAUGACAAGGACAUAAAGCAUGACAACUUUUAAAGAAAAAUAAAUGUAUAUUUUUCAUUUUAACCAU
Cottoperca gobio is the source of this 3929-nucleotide messenger RNA. It is a transcript of the gene col8a1a, whose product is annotated as collagen, type VIII, alpha 1a. The record is from RefSeq and is a predicted model, not a curated record. Gene Ontology annotation, molecular function: protein binding. Lineage: Eukaryota; Metazoa; Chordata; Actinopteri; Perciformes; Bovichtidae.